AUUGCAUGGUCCACCAUUGACAAAUUGAGUGAGAUUCAAAUAAUCAAUAUGUGAAAUGUUAGAUAAGUUGACACCAUAUCUUAUUUAAAAUGAAUGAAUACAUUUAAAUGGGGAAAUAGAGUAAGAAAGAAAAGGAAGGAACAUCGAAGUAGCAUUACCAUAACCCUACUACUACUACUCACUCAAGUCUCAAGUCUCAAGUCUCAACUCUUAACUGUGCUUGACCACUUGGAAUUCCUUCUUGUGUUUUCUCUUUUAAGUUUUGAUUUGUUCCAUAUUUCUUCCCCUAGUAUUUUGCCUUGCUAUUGAUGUGCGUAGGAUAUGAAAAAGUUUAGCAAUUUUCUUUUACAAUUUAAGUUUUUCCUUACAAGUUCCUCUUUGAAAAACAUGCGCGUAAAAUCUGCUAACAUUCUUUUGGAUUAAAACUUGUGCAUUAAGGUCGCAGACUUUGGCCUUUCGCACACUCUUCUGUUGGUUGUUUCAACUUCUUCACAAGAGGUUACUACUUACUAUUUAAUGGCUAUAUGGACACACUGUAUUUCCAGUAUUACAGGGUUAGUGACAAAAGUGACACUUAAAAUUUUUGGGGUGGUUUUAGUCUGAGAUCUUAACAUCCAUGAAAGCUUUGGAUCUGAAUAGAGAUCAGCAUAAGUUAAAACUGUCUAGUCUUAUCAUCAGCAAAAUCCAAAACCAAGAAUUUCAUGAGCUGGUGGAUCCAUGCCUUGGUUUUCAAUCAGACAAUGAGAUAGGAGAAGCCAUGACAGGUGUGGCAGGGUUGCCAUUCAGUGCCUGCAAUGAUCUAAGGAACUAAGGCCAUCUAUGAAGCAGGUGCUAGAGACCUUUAUUGUUAAUGUUGCAAGUGUCAGGAGUGUAUGAACCUAGUCUCACUUUAAAGAAAGCAAGAAAGAGAUGUUGCAAGUGUGAGGAGUGUAUGAAGCUAGUCUCACUUUAAAGAAAGCAAGAAAGAGUGAGAAGUUUAUAAGAUGAGAGAUCCAUUAAUUUAUUAUCUUAAGAUUUUGAGUUGGAUGUGGUGUUUUUUCAUUUUAUAUUCUUUCACUUCAUUCCUCUCCGAAAUCUCUCCGUGGUGGAGAGCUUCCCACGACCGCCCAACAAUUAUCACUUGACAACUUGCAAUAGCGUGUCUAUAUGUUGACUGCUGACUUGCUUUACACUCGUCUUGGUCUUGCUUUGUCUUUUUAUGGAGCUAAAAAUCGCUUAAAAGUACUGUAUCUUAGGAUUAAGCAACAUUCUUUUUGUUUUAUUUAUUUGCUCUUAAUUCCUUUGGGAAGAUCAUUGUUGUUACCAUUUUAUUAAGCAACCUCAACGUUUUUAGAGAACAAGUGGCCAUACUUCACUUGGUACUGACCUUAUGAGGUUGUGUAGCGAUCUCUUUCAAAGCUGCUUCCCCGGAACUUCUUCUGGCACAUCUCCAAAUGAUUCAAUUGAGAUAAAGUGGCCAAUCUUAUCCUACCGGGAACUUGCAAAAGUUACAAAUAAUUUUGACCAAUGUAAUAUGCUUGGAAAGAUAGGCUUGGAGAAAGUUUACCAUGGCAAAAAGAAUGGGCGUGAGGUUGCAAUUCAAAGAUAUUCCAAUAAUGAGAUGCACAUAUUCCAGCAGUUCCUCUAUGAAGAUUUGAUCUCAAAUAUCUUACCUCAUAAGAAUCUGGUGUCAUUUCAUGGCUGUGCCUUUCAUCAUAAGGAGUUCCUGCUAGCACAUGAAUACCUCUCAAAUGGCACUCUUGCUUCUUAUCUUCAACUUGGAAUGUCACACAGCAGCACACUACAUUGGCUCACUAGAUUAGACAUUGCAAUUGAUGCUGCAAAUGCAUUGAGCUAUCUUCAUUAUCAUGGCAUCGUCCAUCGCAAUGUAAAAUCCCGCAAUAUUCUGCUAGACAAGAACCUUUGUGCUAAACUUGGUGGCUUACAUUUGUCAAGGAAAUUUCCAGAAGGAGUUUCAAUCAAUGAUACCUAUGUUACAAGUGAUGUAGUAGGGACAUGUGGUUACAUAGACCCAGAAUAUGUAUCAAAUGGCAGGGUUGGUGCCACAGUUGAUGUUUACAGCUUUGGAGUGGUUUUGUGUGAGCUUAUAUCAUCCAAACUCGCUAAGUAUUGGGAAGGUUGCGAGGAAGAGAGUAUCGCUACAAUUUUAAGCAAAAAAAUUGGAAACCAAGAUAUAAACAAGGUGUUGGAUCCAAGACUUGGCUUCCAAUCAGACCAUAAAAUCAAGCAGAUGAUAACUGCUGUAGCAGAGCUUGCACUUGAGUGCAUGACAUCUCCACAAGAACUAAGGCCAAACAUGGAACAAGUGCUAGAGAUCCUCAAUGAUAUAAAACAAGAGAGAUUUGAAGCAAACUCAGAAAAAGCUUUUAAAAUCUUCCACCAUGCUGAACUUGAAGAAGCAACUAAACAUUUUGACACUUGCCUUGGAAAGGGAGGGUUUGCCACUGUCUACUAUGGAAAACUUAAGGAUGGGCGCGAAAUUGCAGUAAAACGUUUCCACAACGAGACAGACAAGUCCAUCAAGCAAUUCAUGAAAGAAAUAGAGAUCUUAAGUUUAUUGCAGCAUAAAAAUUUGGUGUUACUUUAUGGCUGCAGCUCUCCUCACAGCAAGAACCAUCUUCUAGUAUAUGAGUACAUCUCCAACGGCACCCUUUCUAAACAUCUUCAAGGACCUUCCAGUGAAACGUUAUCAUGGCUUACUAGAUUGAACAUUGCCAUUGAAACUGCAACUGCAUUAGUAUAUCUUCAUGAUUCAGGCAUCAUCCAUCGUGAUGUAAAAGGAAGCAACAUUCUCUUGGAUGAAAACUUGACUGUUAAGGUUGCGGAUUUUGGACUCUCAAGGUCACUUCCGAGUUCUGUAACACAUGUUUCAACCAUACCAGUGGGAACUCACGCUUACAUAGAUCCAGAUUACUAUGAAUCUGGAAGAGUCAGUGAUAGAAGCGAUGUCUACAGCUUUGGCGUGGUCUUGUUUGAGCUCAUAUCAUCGAAACCACCUAGCUUGUUGGAUGAUGGAGAGAGUGUUACUCUAGCCAAGUUCGGAAUCACUAAGAUGUUAAACAAUGCAAUGGAGGAGCUGGUGGAUCCAAUUUUCAGGUUUGGUUCAGACCAAAAGUUGAUGGAAAUGAUAGCAGCUGUGGCAGAGUUAGCAUUUCAGUGUGUGCAGUGUCCUAAAGAUCUUAGACCUUCUAUGAAACAGGUGCUGGAGACCCUAGAAGGAAUAAAGAAGGGAACAUGGGGAUUCAACCAAAUAACAUAGUCUUAGUUUCAGAUUUCAUGAAGUUCUAUUCAGUUACUUGAUGGUUAUAAUUCACAAUUUUCUUGCAUGCAGGAAGAAAUAAUCCAUCAGAUCUAGGGACAAACCAGUCAGACUUACAUGUCACUCAACAACAAACAGUAGAGCCGGGUGCUCUUAAAAAGAUGAAGCAAUUUCAAUGGAUGAAGUUUCUUCAGUGAAAGUCAAUGAAACAAGAUUCAACCGUUAAUGGAUGAAAUUUAAAUGUUUUAAGUCAAAUGAGCCAUCAAAAUCUUGUCCAAUUUUAUGGCUACUGUAUAUUACCAUGGUCAUGAACGUAUGCAAGUACUUCAAUACAUUUCUAAUGACACUCAAUUUCAAAUAGGACUUUUGUAGAAGAAUGAUCGUUAUAUUAAAGAGAAUAAUAACUAACGCAAUAAAAUGAUGUAGUACUCUAACAGAAUUCAAAGUAGUAGCACCACGAUAUGCCAUAGCUUGUGUCUUCAAAAUUAUAUAUUGCAAAUAGAUAUAUAAAUAUAUGCUACAUCUCAAUAAACUUUGAACAAUAAACUUAACAGAAGAAAUAGAAUUAUGCUAUAUAGGAUGAGUUCAAACUGUCAAGAAAGUGUGAAUAAGAAUCAGGUAACUGGAGAUAUAAAUAUGCAGUAGCAGAGAAUUGAGACUAAAUUAUCUGGUUGAAUCCCCAUGUUCCCUUCUUUAUACCCUCAAGGGUCUCCAGCACCUGUUUCAUGGAAGGUCUAAGCUCUUUAGGACACUGAAUGCACUGAAAGGCCAACUCUGCCACUGCUGCUACCAUUUCCAUUACAUCUUUAUCUGAAUCAUACCCAAUAUCUGGAUCUACUAGCUCCUUCAAUGUGUUAUUUAACAGUUUGAUUAUUGCAAACUUAGCAAGGCCAACCGCCUCGCCUUGUGGGACUUCCCUCCAGAAUGCAGGUUCAGAUGAUAUGAGCUCAAACAAGACCACUCCAAAGCUAUAUACAUCACUUCUAUAGGAAACCCUGCCUGUUUGGAAAUAUUUCGGAUCCAUAUAGGCAUUUGUCCCUGCUGGAGCUGUUGACACAUGAGUAAUAUAAUCUGGUAGGGACCGUGAGAGUCCGAAAUCUGCAACUUUAA
Arachis ipaensis is the source of this 4369-nucleotide messenger RNA. RefSeq lists its product as uncharacterized. Gene Ontology annotation, molecular function: protein kinase activity; ATP binding. Gene Ontology annotation, biological process: protein phosphorylation. Lineage: Eukaryota; Viridiplantae; Streptophyta; Magnoliopsida; Fabales; Fabaceae. The record is from RefSeq and is a predicted model, not a curated record.